This is a messenger RNA of Culicoides brevitarsis, 5166 nucleotides long. It is a transcript of the gene RpI1, whose product is annotated as DNA-directed RNA polymerase I subunit RPA1. Gene Ontology annotation, biological process: DNA-templated transcription. The record is from RefSeq and is a predicted model, not a curated record. The coding region runs from base 114 to 5108 and encodes 1664 amino acids. Lineage: Eukaryota; Metazoa; Arthropoda; Insecta; Diptera; Ceratopogonidae. Gene Ontology annotation, cellular component: RNA polymerase I complex. Gene Ontology annotation, molecular function: DNA binding. The transcript has 5 exons.
UUGUUAUGGUUCGUGCAGCCGUACAAAAAAAAACAAAAUUAAUUGAUUAAAACGUCAAUUUAAACUUAAAUUCUACGAAAAAUUGUGGAAAAUUACCUCAACAUUGCGCCAAAAUGACUGUCAAACAUGGAAUCCAUCUGGAUCCCUCGACACUCAAAUUUUCCAUCUUCAGUUCUGACGACAUCCGAAAAUUGAGUGUGACAAAAAUCACCACCGGACAGGCCUUCGAUGAAAUUGGAAAUCCUCUCACGGGUGGAUUAUACGACAACGCCUUAGGCCCAUGCACAAAUCGAGACAUUUGCAAAACUUGCUUCAAAGAUUAUGCUUCGUGCACGGGUCACUUUGGGCACAUUGAGUUGUGUUUGCCCGUGUACAAUCCGUUCUUCGUGAAAAUGGCUUACAGUAUCCUGCGGAUGAGUUGUUUGUCGUGUUUCAAGCUACAAUUGCCCGACAUUACCAAAAGUGUGACGGAAUUGCAGUUGGAACUCGUCGAUGCCGGUUACAUUAUCGAAGCGGAGGAGCUGGAGCAGUACAAGAGCGAAAACGUGAACGAUGGCGAGGUCAAAAUAAAACUCGAAAAUGGUCUGGAAGUGCCAAAGAAAGUUGCCGAGUAUCAAGAAUUGCUUAUGCGAGAACCGUUUAAUCAAUAUGGCAACACAAAAAGUACGGAAUCGAUCCGAAAUGCCAUUCUUAACAACACAAUGGCGAAUUGCGUGACGAAAACUUGCAUUCACUGCAAGCAACAAAUGAAGAGAGUCAAGUUUUCGUACAAAAGACUCGUUUUUGGGUUGACCAAAGGCGACAUGAAGGUCUUUUAUGGCGAUGAAGAAGAUGAAAAAGCUGACAAGAUAAAAGCAACAAAUCGUAACAUUUUCGCCGAUGAAUGUCGUCAGUUCUUGCGAAAAUUGUACGAAAAUGACGGAAAAUUUCUUCGUUUGCUAUUUCCGGUGCUAAAAAAUGUCAGUCAAUCCGGAAAAUGUCCCUUAGACGCACUGUUUAUGGAUAUUUUACCUGUUACGCCUUCAGUUGUGAGACCAUGCAACAAAUUACGCGGUGAAAUUCUGGAACAUCCUCAAACAACGGUCUACAAAGAAAUUCUGCGUGCCAAUAAUCUCCUUCGAUCCGUCAUUGCCGUGAUGAAAAGUAACAGCAAAGAAGAUUCCAUGGUAAUUUCGAAAGACACCCAAUCGAUUUAUGACUUGGCCAAGGGAAAUUCUGCCGAUGAAAAGUUGUACAACGCUUGGAAUCAUCUUCAAGCGCAAGUUGACUUAACGCUCGAUGUUGAUCCGCGUGCUCCGGUCUCUGGACAGGGAUUGAAGCAAAUUAUCGAGAAGAAAGAAGGUCUCAUUCGCAUGCACAUGAUGGGAAAACGUGUAAAUUAUGCCGCUCGUACCGUUAUUACGCCCGAUCCGAAUAUCGGAGUUGAUGAGAUUGGGAUUCCGGAGGCUUUUGCACUGAAAUUGACCUAUCCGACACCUGUUACGCCAUGGAAUAUUCAAUAUUUGCGGAAAAUUGUCACGAAUGGACCGAAUGUUCAUCCAGGUGCUUGUUUCAUCGAAAACGAGAUCGGCCAGAAGAUCAUGAUUUCCCCAACGAACGAAACGCAACGUGAAACACUCGCCAAAACCCUUCUUACUCCAACCGAAAGUCGUCAAGGUGUCAAAAUCGUGCAUCGUCACUUGCAUAACGGCGAUGUUUUGCUGCUGAAUCGUCAACCGACGCUCCACAAGCCCAGUAUAAUGGCUCACAAAGCUCGUAUCCUCAAGGGCGAGAAGACUUUUCGUUUGCACUACUCCAACUGCAAAUCCUACAACGCUGAUUUCGAUGGUGACGAGAUGAAUGCGCAUUUCGCACAAAAUGAACUCGCCCGCAGCGAAGCCUACAACUUGGUAAAUGUCGCGAAUCAAUAUUUGGUACCGAAAGACGGAACUCCCCUUGGCGGCUUGAUUCAGGAUCACAUCAUUUCCGGUGUGAAACUCAUGUUACGCGGAAAAUUCUUUAACAAGCACGACUACCAACAGUACGUUUUCCAAGGCUUAAGCAAGAAAUCCGGGCAUAUCAAGUUACUUCCGCCAACGAUUUGGAAGCCGAUUCCACUUUGGAGUGGCAAACAAGUUGUUUCAACGAUCAUCCGGAAUUUAAUUCCCGAAGACGUGCCACCGAUAAAUUUAACGGCAACGGCGAAAAUUAGUGCAAAAGCGUGGCAGAGUCAAGAAUCGCGUGAAUGGGCUGCUGGCGGCUCGCCUUUGGAAGGAAAUUCAAUGUCUGAAGCGGAAGUCAUUAUUCGUCACGGUGAACUUUUGUGUGGAAUUUUGGAUAAAAAUCAUUAUGGAGCAACGCCUUACGGUUUGGUGCAUUCAAUGUACGAAUUAUAUGGCGGCGAUGUCAGUUCCAACGUUUUGAGUGCCUUUUCGAAGCUUUUUACGAACUAUUUGCAACGCGAAGGGUUCACUUUGGGUGUUAAGGACAUCAUUGUGUUGGAGAAAGCGGAUAAGAAACGUGCGAAAAUCAUCAAGAAAUGUCGAAAAUCCGGUAGAAUUGCUGCGUUGGGGGCACUCGAACUCGACUUGGAUACGCCUGACGAAGUGAUGAUCGAAAAAAUGGACGAAGCGUACACAAAUAAUCCGAAAUUUCGCACAAUUAUCGAUCGGAAGUACAAACAAGUUUUGGAUUCGUUCACGAAUGACAUGAACAAGACAUGCAUCCCGACUGGUUUGGUGAGCAAAUUCCCGGAAAAUAAUCUUCAGUUGAUGGUGCAGUCAGGAGCCAAGGGUUCAACUGUCAAUACGAUGCAAAUUUCGGCGUUACUUGGACAAAUCGAGUUGGAAGGAAAACGUCCUCCAUUGAUGAUUUCACGAAAAUCUCUUCCAAGUUUCCCGAGUUUUGAGACUUCGCCACGUUCCGGAGGUUUCAUUGACGGUAGAUUUUUGUCUGGAAUUCGCCCGCAAGAAUUUUUCUUCCAUUGUAUGGCAGGGCGUGAAGGUCUGAUCGAUACAGCUGUCAAAACAAGUCGUUCCGGAUAUCUUCAACGGUGUCUCAUCAAACAUUUGGAAGGCUUGAAUGUUAAUUAUGACAUGACGGUUCGCGAUUCUGACAACAGUGUCGUUCAAUUUAUGUAUGGCGAGGAUGGAAUGGACAUCAGUAAAGCUCAAUUCUUUAAGACGAAGACAUUGGAGUUCUUAAAUGACAACCGAGAUGCAAUUGUGAACGAAGAAUUGUUGAAAAAAUUGAAGAAUGAUGAAGUUAUUGAUGAAAAAAUUAAUAAACAUAAGAAGAAGUUGCGACAAUGGAUAAAGAAAAAUGGAUCAGCUUUGGCAAAACAUCGAAUUAGUGCGUUCAAAAAUUAUUCUGAAGAGGUUGCUAAGGAAAUGGAUAUCAAAAAUCCCAAUAAAAUCAAAGAAGGUCGUUCCCGCCUCGCAGGAAAAAUAGUCGAAUCCUGGCAAAACGCUGACCAAGACAUCAUCACGCAAUACAUCAAGAAAAGCCUUCGUUGUCCUGAUCCGACAAUCAGCAAAUUCAGUCCCGACAAUCAUUUUACUGCAAUUUCUGAAUAUUUGGAGUCUCUCAUCAGCUCUUUCGCCAAAACGCACAAUGACAAGGACGAGCAAAGUGCUUUUAGUGACAUGUUGUACGUAAAGGGCAUCACAUCGCUCGCAGCUCCUGGAGAACCUGUUGGACUUCUUGCAGCACAAUCCAUUGGAGAACCAUCGACGCAGAUGACACUGAAUACUUUCCAUUUCGCCGGUCGUGGUGAGAUGAACGUCACUCUCGGUAUCCCUCGUUUGCGCGAAAUUCUCAUGAUGGCAUCGAAAAACAUCAAAACACCCUCGAUGGAUAUUCCUUUUUUGAAAAUUGAAGAUCAGGAAAAGAUUUCCGAGAAACUGCGGAUCGGAUUGAACAAAGUUACGGUCGCUGAUGUGCUGGAAACUGUAAAUGUCAAAAGCAAGUUGGUUUAUUUCCCACAACGAGGACGAGAAUAUGUCCUCCGGUUUCAAUUUUUACCUCGCGAUGGCUAUAAAAACGAAUUUUGUGUCAAGCCGAAGCAAAUAAUCAAACACAUGUCGAAGAAUUUCUUCAAACAAAUGUUUAGAUUAAUUAUUCAAGCGGCAAAAGAGAAAAAUACGAUCAUUGACAUCGAAACUGAGAGUAAAAAGAAGGGAAAAGAAAGCACAGAAGAGGCAGGAGGUGAUGCCGACACCCAAGGACCAAAUAUUUCCGUUCGCCCAACGCGAAAAGACGACAGUUCCGACGAUGACGAACCAAUGGGCGACGAUGCUGAUGCCACGGACGAACGAAAACGCGCGAAACAAGCUGACGAACGGGAUUACGACGAGCCUGAAGACCCUGAAGAGAUCCAGGAUGCCGAAGUAGAGGAAGAAGACAUGAUCGAAGAAGUCCCCAUCGAUCCGUUGGAAGAACAGCAAGAAAUGGAAGCAGAAACUGCAGAUGUUGUACGAAGUCACGAGUUUGCCGAAGACUAUACUUUCGACAAAGAUCGUCAUUUGUGGUGCCAAAUUCGUUUCUGUCUGCCGAUGAAAUACAAAACGAUCGAUUUGACGAAUCUCUUGCGAAAUCUCGCCAAAAAAUCGAUUAUUUGGGAAGUUUCGAAGAUUAAUCGUGCCAUCACGUAUAUGGCGAACGAUCGUUUGACCCUCAAAACGGAUGGCAUUAACAUCCAGUCCAUGUUCAAGUAUGACACGGUGCUCGAUUUGAACAAAUUAUACACGAACGACAUCCAUGCGGUGGCAAAUACGUAUGGAAUUGAGGCAGCUGCCAGAGUUAUUGUGAAAGAAGUUCAGAAUGUCUUUAAAGUUUAUGGCAUUACGGUAGAUCCGCGACAUUUAUUGCUGAUUGCCGAUUACAUGACCUUCGAUGGCACCUUCCAACCACUGAGUCGCAAGGGAAUGGAGGCAUCUGCGUCGCCGUUGCAGCAAAUGUCGUUCGAGUCAUCGUUAGUAUUUUUGAAAUCAGCGACGAUUCAGGGAAGAGCUGAUAACCUGGCGUCGCCAUCGAGUCGCUUGAUGGUAGGACAACCAUGCAAAAGUGGCACGGGCAUUUGUACGUUGGUGAAUAACAACGAUUAUAUUCUAAAAAGUUUGAAAAAAUAAUUAUUUUUAUUGUGAAUUUAAAAAAAAAUUUAAAUAAAAAUUGUUUUACAAAUUUAAA